UCCGCCCCGCGCAUGCGCAGCAGGACGCGCUGCCGGCGCUCCCCCCCCGCGCAGGCGCUGUGCGCAGACAAGAUGGCAGCGCCCGUGGACCUGGAGCUGAAGAAGGCUUUCACGGAGCUGCAGGCGAAGGUGAUAGACACGCAGCAGAAGGUGAAGCUGGCCGACAUCCAGAUCGAGCAGCUCACCAAGACGAAGAAGCACGCACACCUCACCGACACUGAGGUCAUGAUGCUGGUGGACGAGACCCGCAUGUACGAGGGCGUGGGGCGGAUGUUUAUCCUUCAGUCUAAAGGAGUGAUUCAUAAUCAGCUCUUAGAAAAACAGAGAAUAGCCGAAGAGAAAAUUAAGGAAUUGGAGGCAGUUCUUUCACAUGAGCAUGGGAGACUGAAAGUUCACUGCUGCAGAGAUAAAGGUGAACUUCUUUGCUCUUGUUCAUGGUGGAGAAAUGAACACUGCUCGCAAGCACUGCUGUGCUUUGUGUUCAGAGGCUUGGAUGGUGUUGCAGAUCUUCUUUCUGGUAAAGUUAAAAAGUGAUUGCAUUACAGUGAGCAGACAUCAAAGUUAACAACAAACCUCUUCCCUUGUGCUGCCUGGAGUCAAACAUGCUCAUGCUGUGGCUUCCAUUUCUCUAAUCUUAUUUCUCUGGGAGCUUUGCUGGAGCCCCGAGGCAUAAUGGUGUUGCCCCCUUCUCGAUGAGUGUGCCAGGAUGUCUCUGGUUGGGUUGGCACUACAGUGUUUUCAUACCCUGAGGGAACAGUUUUAAGCAGGAGAGGUGUGGCUGGAGAGGAGUGCUGGAGCAUGGGAGUUGAUAUUCUCUGGGCAGGUAUGGAUGGAGCAGCUCAGCAUGGCCCUGCGCCCCUGGCGUGCUCUCUGGCUUUUACCCUGAAACUAUGCAUAGAGGCUGAUUCUGAGGGUGCCUUAACCAUGUGAAAACAAGUCUCUUGAGAUUUGUGGUGCACUUUGCAGACCACUCGGCAACCAGAAGAAGAUAGCAAUUGUUUGGCAGUUCCCAAGUUAGACCGAUUUUUGUCUGCGAUUUACAGUGUAGAAGCUCUCAUCCCAUGGUUUACUCGGGAUAGGCCAGUGCCCAGGAAUGUGUGGUGGGCUUUUUAAAUAAACAGGGGAAAAUAA
This is a messenger RNA of Neopsephotus bourkii (Bourke's parrot), 1131 nucleotides long. RefSeq names its product prefoldin subunit 1 (gene PFDN1). Gene Ontology annotation, biological process: protein folding. The coding region runs from base 13 to 534 and encodes 173 amino acids. Lineage: Eukaryota; Metazoa; Chordata; Aves; Psittaciformes; Psittacidae. Gene Ontology annotation, molecular function: protein folding chaperone. The transcript has 5 exons. The record is from RefSeq and is a predicted model, not a curated record. Gene Ontology annotation, cellular component: prefoldin complex; cytoplasm.